Messenger RNA from Passer montanus (Eurasian tree sparrow), 3708 nucleotides. RefSeq names its product short stature homeobox (gene SHOX). The transcript has 5 exons. Gene Ontology annotation, biological process: regulation of transcription by RNA polymerase II. Lineage: Eukaryota; Metazoa; Chordata; Aves; Passeriformes; Passeridae. Gene Ontology annotation, cellular component: nucleus. The record is from RefSeq and is a predicted model, not a curated record. Gene Ontology annotation, molecular function: DNA-binding transcription factor activity, RNA polymerase II-specific; sequence-specific double-stranded DNA binding. The coding region runs from base 395 to 1270 and encodes 291 amino acids.
UCUCUCUCUCCGUCUCCCUCUCUCUCUCUCUCUCCCUCUCCCCCCCUCUUUUUCGCUGUUGCCUCUUUGCCUCCCUAAAUCAAGGUGCAAAGAUGCCAAAGAGUGAUGAAAUGAAAAGAAAGCCAAUUGCUGGACUGAGGUGGGGGAGAUAGCUGCUCGGAGUCCGCCUGCGACUAUGGAGCAGUCAGUAAUUGCUGGAGACAGGGAGAGCUGGGGGUUGGGCUGAGGUAGCCAUGUAUAAAUAGUGUGAUCUCAAAUUGAAAGGCAUAAAUAACAGCAGGAGUGAUCUAACCCUAUACAGCCCAUCUUCUACGUGCAAAAACAGCGUGCGGAGGACGGCCACAUCUCCGAUUGAAAACAAGUGGAUCUCUGUGGAUAAGAUCACCGGGCAGCCAUGGAAGAACUUACGGCUUUUGUAUCCAAAUCUUUUGACCAGAAAAGCAAAGAGAGCAGCAGCGGCAGUGGCAGCGGCAACAAGAAGGAGACGAUCACGUACAGGGAAGUUUUGGAGAGUGGGUUGGCUCGCUCUAGGGAGCUUGGAAACUCUGAUUCUAACCUGCAGGACAUGACCGAGAGCAGCAACCAUUGCCCGGUGCAUCUUUUCAAAGACCACGUAGAGAGCGACAAGGACAAACUGAAGGAGUUCAACACGGGCAGGACAGCGGAAGGGAUCUACGAAUGCAAAGAGAAGAGGGAAGAUGUGAAGUCAGAAGAUGAAGACGGACAGACCAAGCUUAAACAAAGGAGAAGCAGAACCAAUUUCACACUAGAGCAGCUGAACGAGCUGGAAAGACUUUUUGAUGAGACUCACUAUCCGGAUGCCUUCAUGAGGGAGGAACUAAGCCAGAGGCUGGGACUAUCUGAAGCUAGGGUUCAGGUCUGGUUCCAGAACAGGAGAGCAAAGUGCCGAAAGCAGGAAAACCAGAUGCACAAAGGUGUGAUCCUGGGAACCGCCAGCCAUUUAGACGCCUGCAGAGUAGCCCCCUAUGUGAAUAUGGGAGCCCUGAGGAUGCCUUUCCAACAGGUCCAGGCGCAGCUGCAGCUGGAGGGCGUGGCCCACGCGCACCCGCACCUGCACCCGCACCUGGCGGCCCACGCGCCCUACCUGAUGUUCCCGCCGCCGCCCUUCGGGCUGCCCAUCGCCUCCCUGGCCGAGUCCGCCUCCGCCGCCGCCGUGGUGGCCGCCGCCGCCAAGAGCAACAGCAAGAACUCCAGCAUCGCCGACCUGCGGCUGAAGGCCCGCAAGCACGCCGAGGCCCUGGGGCUCUGACACGCUUCCCCCGAGCCCCCCAUCACACCCCGCCCCGGGUGCCCGCGGCGGGCGGGCGUGUGACCCGCACGGACCGCCGCUCUGCCCCUCCGCUCCUCCUCAUCCUCCUCCUCCUUGGCUGCAGGGCGAGCAGCGAGCGCUCCGGCCGCCCUGCCGCCUUAUCUCGUUUUUAUUUUAUUUUAUUUUUGUUUUGUUUUGUUUUUGUUUCUUCCCCCUUCCCCGAGGUGUGCGAGCGCCGCUCUGCUCGCCCGCUCGGCCCCAGGGGCGCGGCGGCCGGGAGGUGCCGCGUGGCGCGGGGGGGACGCUCCGCCCGCCGCGGGCCCCGCACACAAGAGACGCGAGCAGCAAACACGCACCCGCCAGUCAGAGACUCCUCGGAGGACAAAGUAGGUGGGAGGAGAGAGAAAAGAGAGUUUAAAAAAAAAAAUCACAAAAAGAGGAAAAAAAAAAAAAGGAAACUAUCUCUAAAUUAUGUUAAUCUGUGAACAUUGGGGACACUUUGGAUUUUUGACCCUGGCAAAAGUGAUCGCUCCGGCAUAACGUCAUCUGCUGCUGUCAGUUUUGCUACCUUGUGCAUGUGUCAAACUAAACACGUUUUGAAGAUCAGAAAUAUAUUAGAACAAAACUAAACAAAACAAAUAGUAAUAAUAAUAAAUAAUAAAUCCUUGGGGCUGGUCUCCAUUAAAGAUGACAUUUCUUUGUUGCCAACAGUAUUAUUUCACUGCCAUGAAUCUCUUCCAUCACUGAGGAGCUGCUGCUGCUGCAGAACUGGUUUGAAUUUAAAUGUGGAAUUUCAGAUCUGAGGCAAGGCAGAUUUUUAUUUUCCUUCUUUUCUUUCCUAAAAAAAAAAAGGGCAGCAAUAACAAAAAAGUGUGUGCCUCAAAUGGCUAUGUCAUUUGAAAGGAGAAAAAAAGAGAGACUAGAACUUACUAAUUGUUAGUGAUAACUUGAAAGAUGGGAACAAUAAGAAAUGCACCUGUUUGCCAGAAUUACAUGAACUCAAAGAGAUGUAUUGUGCCAUAGAAACAGGUCAAUUUUUCAUUUUUUUGCCCCAGAUGCCUAGAUCUUUGAAUCAGAAUCUCACUGUUUUACAGGAUGUAGAAAGAAUGAAUUAUAUCACAAAGGUGGACAUAUGGUUUUAAGGCAUAAUACUGAUGCAGCAUUAAUUUUAGUGAAAUGCAAUUAAGUGCAGUAAAGUGCAAUACUGUAAAUAUUAUAGAUGAAAAAAAUAGCCGUACUUAUUCCGUUAUUAACCAAUUCUGCAAGAUCCAUAACUUAAAUCCUUUAUGCUCAGACUGGUGCAUUGCAGCUCCUUGCCAAAAUGACAGUCCGAGUCUUCUAGGAAUGGAUAAAAUUAUAUGUAUCACAUAUGGGAAAAGGUAGAUACUAUGAUUUCUAGUCAACUUAAUGUGCCAUAUUUCUCAGAAGCAAGCUGAAAAAAUCUGUAUUAUACUUUCACAUUAUUUUAGGUAAAAAAGCAAAACAACAACAAACCCAAACAAGUUAAAACAACCCAGAGAAGUGUUCUGUAGAAGAGGACAAGUUCAAUAUUUGGACAUUUUAAUUUUUGCCUGUGAUUUGGACACCAAGUAUUAAACUAAUGCUUAAGCAAAGAAACUACUACAAAUCCAGCAAGGAUGGAGAGCAGGGAAGUCCUUUAAAUUGUAUUACCAAAGUGUCUGGGUUUAUUGACCCUCCUCCCCAGUUUUACUUUUUUUCUGUUAUUCACUUCUAAUUUGGUUUGGGUUUUUUAAAAAAAAAAAUUUGCUGGGGAGGAGAGAGGAAGGUACAAAUAGUGGUCUUGUCUUCAUCUAACAAGAUAGUUUUUUGUUGCCUUUACUACCAAGGUCUGUGUUGAUGGAAGGCUAUCCUCUGAAUAGCACCGUUAUUAGGCCUGCUUUUUAUGUCUCAUUUAGCAAUCCAUUACUAGUUUUGGCUUUUGCUGAUGUUUAUCAAAUCCAAAUAUUACUGUAGGACAAAAAUUCAUGCUUAGGAAAAUUUUUAGACUUUUCUUCUUUUUUGAGUUUUGUUUUUUUUUUUUCUUUUCUCCUUCAAAUUUUGAUAUUUUCUGGCAUACAAAAUUUCUGGAAUGUCAAAAGUGUGCCGCUUCCCUUCUAUUUAUUAUGUGAGAAGUAGUUAAUGUCUUGGAUUUGCUGAGGCUGAUAAAAGUUGCCUGCCAUUUUUACCUCUCUGUGAAAGUCUAGUACCUUUUUAAAGCAAGGCCAAAUAUGAAGGUAGAAUAUGAAUACUUGUUGCUGAGCAAUACAGACUAAAUCUCAGGCAACCAGCAAUUUCUUAUUGAAACAAAACAUUGUCUGGAAAGUAAAAUGUUAUUCAUGAUGAUGUAUGAAAUUCUGGCUAGAAUGAGAAAUAUUUGGAGUGGUUCUAGCACUUCUAAAAUGCAGAUCUGAAAAGUAAUAAACAUUAGUACAAAGAUG